Messenger RNA from Notolabrus celidotus (New Zealand spotty), 7970 nucleotides. RefSeq names its product zinc finger protein 609-like. The coding region runs from base 587 to 4813 and encodes 1408 amino acids. The record is from RefSeq and is a predicted model, not a curated record. Gene Ontology annotation, cellular component: nucleus. Lineage: Eukaryota; Metazoa; Chordata; Actinopteri; Labriformes; Labridae. The transcript has 8 exons. Gene Ontology annotation, biological process: regulation of transcription by RNA polymerase II.
AUCCUGGAUUUCCUGCCCUCUCCCGCUGCUGCUGGUCGGCUACAUUGUAUCAGUUCCCACACGAAGAACCACCGCGGUGCUCAUCCAGAAACGCUGAAUUACGGAGGAAUUAACCUGGAUGGAACAUUACUCGCUGUGGGAUUAAACCAGAAGGUGACGGGGAGGGAUUGGACUCUUGUCGGGCUUGAGACGGCACCGAUACAAUGCCCUCCGGACUGGGUUGUUUUCGAUGUGGACGGUAUCUCCAAGUGUGAUGGCAGAAGUCCAGUGAAUCGCUGGCCUCCCCUCCUCUCUUGUGUUGGAUGUCUUGGGGAGUGCGCUGCCACUGCUUUCUGGUACUUAAGAUUUUUAGAGGUUUUAUUGUAAUUUAGACCCGUUACUGUGAUCUCUUCUUGUAUAUGGAGUGCACCCCACCAUGGACGGAGCGGGGUAUGGAAUAGGAGUGGCUAGUUAAGUCGGACACAAUGUGGUUAAAUGGGACAGGAACGAGUACACCGUGAGGAUUCUCUAACCCCUGCCCCUGAGUCCCAACCGUCUGAGCGGGUGUCGGACCUCACUGAGGCAAUCCUGGGCCGUUGGCACUAAAAUGUCCCUAAGUGGUGGCACUGCAGGCGGGAAAGGUGUGGACUCGAAUGCGGUGGACACUUACGACAGCGGGGAUGAGUGGGAUAUUGGCGUUGGAAAUCUGAUUAUCGACCUUGACGCUGAUUUAGAGAAGGACAAACUUGAGAUGUCUGGCACCAAGGACGGAAUGGCGGCACCACCGAGUGCAGUGGCGGCGUUGCCCGACAACAUCAGGUUUGUUAGUCCCGUGUCUGGCUCUCAAGGAAAAGAGAGCAAAUCGAAAUACAAGCGCAGUAAGAACUCUAAGGACAAUAGUAGCAAAGCUUCAGCAGGAGAUGGGGGUAAGAAAGAAACUACAGGACGGACUCAAGGGGAGCCAACAGGCACAGCAGCAGGUGCGGGAGCUGCUGGAAACAACUCCACCUCUGGAAAGAACAUGGAGAAAGGGGGCAAAGCCUCCAGAGGUGUUUUGAGUGGUAAAAAGGAGAAAGAGGGGGCAAGUGGAAAAAGUAAGAAGGACAAAACAGACGGAGCCCCAGUUGUGGCGAUAGCUGCUGUGGAGAAGGAUGUUGUGUCUCAAGCUCAAGUUGCUUUGGGGAAUAGUCGUAACACAUCCUUUGAGAACACACAAUCAACAGACUUGGCUGAAGCCAAUCAAAUGGGGAAUAUUGCACUUGAACCAGUUGGGAUAGUACCAGCAUUGACCACAAAAACUGAACCAGAGGAGGUGGAGAAUGGAAAUAGUGAAUGCAAGCCACUGAAGAAGGUGAAAAAUGAAAAGAUGGAGUCUCCUGUCUCCACGCCAGCCCCUCCCCCUCUCCACCUCCUGGCCACAGUGGGCAACAGUGAGAUUUCCUCGCCGUGUGAGCAGAUAAUGGUGCGCACACGCUCAGUGGCGGUGAACACAUCUGAUGUGGCCCUGGCUACUGAACCUGAGUGUUUGGGACCCUGCGAGCCCGGCACCAGUGUCAAUCUGGAAGGCAUUGUGUGGCAGGAAACUGAAGACGGCAUGCUGGUGGUCAAUGUUACCUGGCGAAACAAGACAUAUGUGGGCACCUUGUUGGACUGCACACGGCAUGACUGGGCUCCCCCCAGAUUUUGUGAAUCCCCUACAAGUGAUCUCGAGAUGAGGAACGGCCGUGGGCGAGGUAAACGAAUGAGACCGAAUAGCAACACACCUAUCAACGAAAACAGCAACUCAUCAGACAACAAGGGCGCCACCAACAACAAAACGCGUGCUGCCUCUAACAGUAAGGGCCGGAGGGGAAGCCAGACGCCAUCAGAACGUCGCACCCCACCUAACAGCAACACAGAGGAUAUUAAGGCCAGUCCCUCCUCAGCUGGAAAACGCAAGACCAAACCAGCCUCAGACAUGGAACCUAAUUCCAGCUCAGAGGAUACCAAAGGCAACAAACGAAUGAGGACAAACUCCAGUGGAGGGGUAGGACCAACAGGUCUCCCUAUCCCUUCUAUUAAGACUGAGCCACUUCCGCCUCCCCUAGAUCGCACCUGCCCCUCUCCAGUUCUUAUUGACUGCCCACACCCUAACUGCAACAAGAAAUACAAGCACAUCAACGGUCUGAAGUACCACCAAGCACGUGCCCACAAUGAUGAUGACAUAAAGUUGGAAAUAGAUGGAGACAGUGAAUAUGGAGAGGAUUCAACUCUCCACCCUGAGCCAGGAAACUGUAAUGGAGCAUCAAUCUCUCAGAAAGGAUGCUUAUCCCCAGCACGUUCAGUGACCCCAAAAGGUAGAAACUUUGAUGCUCAAAGUCCUUCCCCUUCGCCUGGGAAGUUUGGUUCAAAACAGAGUAAAAAGAAAAUCACUGAGACGGAUCCAGAAACUGGUGGAACACCAAUGGAUGGAUGUGAUGAUGGUCUGUGCCUCACUGAUGAGGCCAGUAAUGAUGGUAUAGAUGAUAAGAGAGACAAGUCUAAAAAGGGCACAAAAGCAGAUAAAAUGGCCCAGAAAAAUCUGAAGUCGCCAAGGCCCAUUGGUGCUGGCUCCACAUCAUCACAACAGAUGUACUCCUUUCCUCCAGGAAACCCAAACACUUCCCCUGGGCUUACCCCAAUGAUACAAGGAAUCCCCAAGAGUCCCCAAAUGAAAGGCACACAACCUAAACCCCCUGCCAUUGGAGAACCUGCCUCAAGUAGCUCCAAAGACAAGAAGAAGAAGGACAAGAAGAAAAAAGAUGGAGUGAAAGAGGCUGACAGCCCCAAGCCUCCGGGAAAGGGAGGAAAACCGGAGGAAGCAAAGCUCCAAUACCCUGAACCUUCUGAUCAAGGAAAGGUGGAAGGACUGCUGAAUGGUUCAUCAGACCCUCAUCAAAGUCGCUUGGCCAGUAUGAAAGCUGAAGCUGACAAGAUUUACAGCUUUUCUGACAAUGCCCCCAGCCCAUCCAUUGGUGUAGCCAGUCGGAUAGAUGGUAGUGGAAUGCCCCAGCCUCUCACACCAAUACAUGGGGCGAACCAGAAUGGUGCAGACAACUCAUCGGUCAAAACAAAUAGUCCAGCAUAUUCAGAUAUUUCAGACGCUGGAGAGGAUGGUGAAGGGAAAGUAGACGGUGUCAAAGUCAGGACAGAGGACCAAGCCAUUAGGGAAAGUGUCAAAAAAACACUCUUUCCAAACCAGCCACCCAGCAAGGAGUCCCCAUACUAUCCUGGCUAUGAGACGUAUUACUCGCCCAAUUACGUCAACCCCAGUCCCAGUGGGCCCAAUCCAGGCAUACCAGGGGCAGAGGGUCAGGUGAAAAUCAAAAAGGAUGAGGACCAGGAACAAGUUGAGGAAAAAGUCAAGGUCGAGGUUCAUGAAGACCGCAAACCUGAUGGAGUUGCUCCUGGCCAGCAGCAACAGCAACAGCAACAACAACAACAACAACAACAACAACAACAACAACAGCAGCAGCAGCAGCAGCAGCAGCAGCAGCAGCCCUCAGUCAUCCAACAGCGAUCCAACAUGUACAUGCAACCUCUUUACUACAACCAGUAUGCCUAUGUCCCUCCAUACGCAUACCAUCCUGAUCAAGCCUACCAUAACCACUUAAUGAACACCAACCCAGCCUACCGGCAACAGUACGAGGAACGGCAGCGACAGAUGGCUGAGCAGCAUCGGGCUGCUGAAAAGAAGUCAGAUGUAGCCAUAAAAGAACGAGAAGCCUCCAUGAAGGAGGAGUGGAAACAGAAGAGCCCGAUGCCACCAAGCCUUUCCAAACCCUCAAGUCAGUCAGACCUUGGAAAGACGCCUCAGCCCCCAGGCAAAUCGCGAGAUUCGCCCUCUGAGCCCUCCCCCAAAUCCAUUGGAAGCCUAAAGGGGGAGGACCCAAAGUCCCAGCAAGCUGAGGGGCUAAAGAUGAAGCUGACUGAAGGGGGCCACCAUGGAAAGGAGGACCCCAAGCAAGCACUAGAGUCCAGAGGUCAGGCAGGGAUGGAACAGGCCAUGUGGUAUAGACAGCAGUACCCUGAGAGCCAGAAGCCCCAAGCAGAGGAUGAACACCAGCAACAACAACCUCGAUGGAAAGAUGAAAGGGACCGAGAACGAGAACGGGAUCGUAAAUUAAAGGAUGACAGGCCCAGGCCCAAGGACAGUCAAAGUGGGCCAAAGGAGGACGGCAAAGAGGGUGGUGAUCCCAGGAUCAGUUCUGAGGAUCACAGGGCCAUGAACAAAGACUCUCGUUCUAACCCUCACAUGCAGUUCUCAUCACCACUAGCACAGCACCAAGGCUACAUGCCCUACAUGCAUAGUUACCCCUAUGGACAAGGGUAUGACCCCAACCACCCUGGAUACAGGAGCAUGCCUUCGGUAAUGAUGCAGAACUACCCAGGCUCCUACCUGCCUGGAGGCUAUCCCUUUUCUCCGUAUGGCAGUAAAAUAGCCGGGGGUGAAGAAGGCAAUGACAAAUCUCGUGUUAGCCCUACUGUCUCCAAAACAGCAACAGACUCCAAAGCUUUGGAUAUCCUGCAUCAGCACGCCAGCCAAUACAAGAGCAAAUCCCCGACAGUAGGUGACAAGCCACCGCAUGACAGGGAGAGGGAGCAGGACAGAGGAGCUGCUGGAGACAGAGAUCGAGAAAGGGAGCGCGAGAGGGAAAGAGAAAGAGAUGUGGACCGACCACGGUCCUCACCCUCCCAACGCAUCAUGCCCUCACACCACCACCUGGGAUACCCGCUGCUCUCAGGGCAAUACGACCUGUCCUACGCUACAGGGAAACCUGACCGUCACACCUCAACCCUGCAAAGAUUCAUGUGACUGGCUCACAUGUGAAGAGAAUCUCCCGGGUGUUACCUUUUUAGACAUCAGUUGAAUGGUGUUUCUAUCUAUAUUUUUAGUUCUUCUGCCCGGAGGCGAGGCAGAUUGUCGUUUUUUUUUUUGUUUGUUUGUUUUUUUUUUAUCCCUCCCCUCGUAAGUGACCCUAAAUCUUCCCAAACCCCGGACUGUAACAGGACUGGUUCAAGGUUCAAAGCCAUCACUCUGCCUCAGCAUGCAGAGGAAACACCGACCCGCUGGUUAUCUAGUCUUUGCACUGUCAACAAAUACAAUGCAAAAAGAGACUAUUGGACUGCCAGAACAGCUUCUUUUCUUGUUCUUUUUUUUGUCUUUUUGACUGCAUUGUUUUUUGUCACAUGCAGAGAGAAAUUGGCCGGGGACAUUGGGGAGUCAGGUGGCUGAUGGGAAAGGGGAGUCAAACUAAAUUAAAGACUGAGAAGAAAAAGUGAAUCAUAUUGAAAUGAUUUCGACUUUAUGUCUUUGGCUUAUCGAAUGCCGUGAAACAACAGUAUAUCCUAAACUUGACAAACGUUUGGCUAUAUUUCUUGAGGAGAGGGAAUAUGGCAAUAGCUGCUUUCUUCAGAGACUUACGGAGCCUGAGACUGAAGGUUUUUUCAUUCUCCAUCAUCAUUGCUGAUUCCCAUCCUCUUUGAACCCUCACUUCUCGUUUCAGGGAUGAUGUCGUCAUGUUUUAUUGCGAAGGGACCGCGCACACCUCAAUGGAGAAUAAACACUAUUCAUGUUUUCUUUCUCUCGGUAACACUUCAUAUCAUUGUGCUCAUCCUUGAAUGUGUCUGAUGCUGGUGUUAGUCCUGUCUGUCCUCACCACGAGAGGGUCAUGUCUGUCUCUGCACUCACUCAAAGGGGGAAGCCACAUUAGCAAACGGUCAAUCCACGGGGCAUUGUCAUCACUGUGUCAGGCACCUUGUGAGGGGUUUGGUGUUUCACUGUCAGCUUGGGCUUUUUCACCUGGUUAAACUUUGUUUUACUGUAAAAAAAAAUGUGAAACUUCACUUCAAGAUCUCCCAGCUGUAAUAUAGACUUUUAGCCUGUGCAGAAAUGUUUAUAUCUCUCCCAGCAAACAGCUGUUAAAAAACUGCCAGUGUUUGACAUUUUGGGGCUUUCACAGCAUUAACAUUGGGGGCUCAGAUCAUUCAUGCUGCAUAGUUAAUCAAUGUCUCACUCUGCUGCUUCUUUCCAACAGCUUUGGUUGUCUGGCUGCAGAUUUGAUCUUCAUUUAAUUUGCUUGACCUAAACUUUGAAACAUCACAAGCUAUCCUUCACAGCAUGCAGUGUGCAACCAGACCUCUGAAGUGCCGACAACAUCUCAGAUCUUUCUCAGCGAUUAAACGGAAACUCACAUUUCAUAAAAACAAAACGUGAAGCAGUCCGAUUUUUGGGAGGUUUUCAUUGAAAAUUUCUCUCGGUGCUUUGCUUGCUUGUGUGGCUUUACCAAAACACACAUUCAACUCGGACAGCUUUGAGCAUAUUUCAUGUCUGUGUUUCAACCAGCUGGCUUUUGGCUCAGUCUGUUCUAAGCCAUCAGCUUUGUUUAGUCGCUGCCUGUGCUGUAAGAUCAACCACCGGCACAUUAAACCUUAAGUGCAUGAAGUGACCCAAAAAAUCUUUCAGCUGUUGCAAACAUGAACCAAUCAGAUGCAUUCAAUGAUUUCAAGUUAGAAGGAAGGGUGAGCCAACAAACAGCUCGGAGCAAAAGCUAAUACAGUUAAAUUAGUGAAAUGGGACUUUAAUGACGUGGACACGGCCGAGGCAUGAAAGAAGAGAAGCAUGUCGCUUUCUAAUUUUUGAGCUCAAACUCGUGGCAACACUGUAAAUUAAGUCUUGAAAUGUCCUCUCAAAGUGACUGUCAACACAGCCUGUGCUACAAGAAGACCCUCUCUGCUUUAAAUUACACUUUGUUAUACCUCAGGGCUGUAAGUCAAACUCUCUCCCUAUGCUGUUUGCAUUGAUUUUUGAGGGCUUCUCUUUAUAGAUGUGAAAGGGUGCAGUUUCUGCUGCGAGCUGGAUGUGCUGAAGUGGUUCAUUGACAUGAUAAAUUGGCUCAGUCAUGCUGGGAUACACUAAAGUUUUAAACUGUCUUUAGGUUCUUCAGAGACAUUAGAAUGAGAGCAGUGUGGACCAUGCUGUCAUUGAAUUCAGUUUGAUUGAUUUCAGUUUUCAAACACUUUUAAUGUUACCAUUUUUGUAGUUUUCCUCAUUCAACACUGUAUGUGUUCGACUCCAUGACUCACCAGUUAAUCUGUCACCCUGUGAAGUUGGAUUAGAGCGGUUUCAGACACUCAUGGAACUCUUCAUUUCGAGGUUCUUGGACAUUCCCAGUAAAUACGUUGCCAGUUUGUCGUCCCACAGAAGUUCACAAGAUGGUAUAUGUUUUGAUUUUUUGCGCAUUUUUAAGAAGAAUGGCUAAAAUGAUUAAGCUGAAUGUGGUGGUGUUUGAAUUGUACUUAAUCUGUAAGGGUAAUCUAGGCAGCUGUGAUGUUGUCAUUAAAGUCAGUGGGUUUUUAGUACCAGCAGACUGCAUACAGUACAUAUAGUUUUUAUCAGACAAUGGUUGUGACAAGUGCAUUUGUUCUCUCUCUCGCUCUGAGAGUAGUAAUGUUAUCUCAGUAGUAAGCAAAGCCCAGUGAAAAUCCUAUAUACUAAAGUGUAUGAAAAGCCAGAAAAAGUCAUGUUUGCUAUCAACAUAUUGGAAAGUGCUUGGCUCUUGUAUUUUGCAGGACUGUAUUUGUUUCAUGGUGAAGAGUAUAUUUAUUGGCCAGCAGUUGUCUCAAUUGGUGCCUAGUUGAACAUUCUUCUGUGAAAACGCAGAGACACUUGCUCGUUUGUCAUUUCCUGACCCACCUACUGUCACACAAACGCCCCCCACCUUCCCUGCACCCCUCACCCUCCCAAAAAAAGAGUACCAGUCCCGGUGCUUGCAAGGAUGUUUACAAUGUCUUCAUUUUCUUUCUGUGUGAGAAGAUUCAGAACUCUUCACCCUCUCCUUCUCCUCCUCCUCUCUCCCGCCCUUCAGGAGUUUGUGUAAAGUGUACAUUACCAUGGUUCUUUUUUAUACAAUACUCUGUAACUUGCCUUUGUAAAUUUGGGCUGGAAAAAAAUAAAUCUUUUUAUGAGACUA